Messenger RNA from Ogataea polymorpha, 669 nucleotides. RefSeq lists its product as uncharacterized. NCBI's taxonomy places the organism in Eukaryota, Fungi, Ascomycota, Pichiomycetes, Pichiales, Pichiaceae. Gene Ontology annotation, molecular function: protein methyltransferase activity; nucleic acid binding; S-adenosylmethionine-dependent methyltransferase activity. Gene Ontology annotation, cellular component: eRF1 methyltransferase complex. The record is from RefSeq and is a predicted model, not a curated record. Gene Ontology annotation, biological process: methylation. The coding region runs from base 1 to 669 and encodes 222 amino acids. The transcript has a single exon.
AUGCUCUCUACGCCGCUGAUUGCGAAAACAGACUACGACAAAAUAUACGAGCCGGCCGAGGACUCUUUUUUGCUCCUGGAUCUGUUUGAAGAGAUCGGGGCGACAGUCGCUAAUAAUAAGCCCCGACUCGUGGUGGAGCUCGGAACAGGUUCAGGAAUAGUGUCUACAUUUCUGAACCAGCAUAUACUGAAAAAUGCAUUUCUUAUAGCGACGGAUAUAAACCCGCAUUGCUGCCAUGCCGCGAUCGCCACAAAUGCGAAAAAUGCAGCCACGGUGAACUUCGACUCCAUCCAAGGCGACCUCACGUCCAGUCUGAGACCAGCGUCGGUCGACCUGCUCAUCUUUAAUCCGCCAUACGUGCCAUCUCCGUUUGUUCCUACCGUGCCUGAGUCAGCAGAGGACCAGACGUGGCUCGAUCUCGCGCUGGACGGCGGAAACGAUGGCAUGGCCGUUACAAAUAGACUGUUGCAGAGUCUUGGGAAAAUUCUCGCUCCCAAGGGCCAGGCGUACAUUCUUUUCUGUGCGCGCAAUAACCCUUCAAUGGUGGCAGAACAGUUCCUCAAAGACCACCCGUCGUUCCGCGUCGAGAAGAUGAUUGAGCGAAAGGCCGGCUGGGAGGUCCUCAGCGUAUACCUGUUCCAAAACACAGCUAGCCAAAAAGAUCGCUAA